Molecule: messenger RNA, 6483 nt
Organism: Synchiropus splendidus (mandarinfish)
Lineage: Eukaryota; Metazoa; Chordata; Actinopteri; Syngnathiformes; Callionymidae
Gene: btaf1
Product: BTAF1 RNA polymerase II, B-TFIID transcription factor-associated
Exons: 39
Coding region: 264-5825 (1853 amino acids)
Molecular function (GO): ATP binding; ATP-dependent chromatin remodeler activity; DNA binding
Source: RefSeq, a predicted model, not a curated record
CUGACUCAUUUCUCGUCAGCUCUUUUCCAUGUACCAGACAACUAAAGCAGUGUGACCCACGGCAAAGAAAUCUUGUUUAUUUAAAUGUGUUAUUGUAUGAAUAGUUCCUCUUGACUCGUCCACCGGGACUCCCUCAUGCUUAUCACCCCUAAAUCUCUGCUCCUUGAGCGGCCCCCUGGACUGGCCCUGAAAUAGUUCUGAAUAGCUCCGAACAUCUAUUUAUCGGUUGCCUAUUGGAUGUGGGGCGUGAAAGUUCCGUCAACAUGGCAGUUUCAAGACUUGACCGAUUAUUCAUCCUGCUUGACACCGGGACGACGCCAGUGACCAGAAAGGCUGCUGCCCAGCAGCUCGGGGAAGUUGUUAAACUCCACCCACAUGAACUCAACAAUCUCCUUUCAAAGGUUCUAAGUUAUCUACGGAGUACCAAUUGGGACACACGCAUCGCCGCAGGUCAGGCAGUUGAGGCCAUUGUGAAGAAUAUUCCUCUGUGGAACCCAGCACCCAAGCCAAAGGAUGAGUCUGCAGAUGAUUUCUCGCCAGAUUCUUCGUGCGAUCGACUGAGUUUCUGCCACUUUGACAUUUCCCGCCUACUCAAACAUGGCGCGUCUCUGCUGGGGUCUGCAGGGGUGGAGUUUGAGCUGCAAGAUGACAAAACCGCUGAGAUGGACCCAAAGGAGCGCCUGGCGCGCCAGAGAAAGCUUCUGCAGAAGAAGUUGGGUUUGGACAUGGGGGCUGCAAUCGGCAUGGACACCAAUGAACUCUUCAACGACGAAGACCUGGACUACACAUGCCAUCCCAGUGGAUUGAAAGCCCAUGGAAGCAAAGCACCCGUAGGAAACAGCUCACGCAACCACACGAUGCAAGCUGCAGAGUUGAUCGACUCAGAAUUCCGGCCAGGCAUGAGCAGUCGUCAGAAGAACAAGGCUAAGAGGAUGGCCAAGUUAGUCGCAAAACAACGAUCCAGAGACAUGGAUCCGAAUGAAAAGAGCAACGACAGCUUCGAUGGUGAACCUGAAGAGAAGCGAAGAAAGGUCACCAAUGUUGUUAUCGAUCAGCCAGCGACUGAGCGUAAAGUCUUGGUGAACAAAGUUCCAGAUGACACCAGUGUCUUCGAGGAAACUCCAGAGUGGCCCCUGGAGAGUUUCUGUGAGGAGCUCUGCAAUGACCUUUUUAAUCCUUCUUGGGAGAUCCGACACGGUGCAGGCACUGGUCUGAGAGAAAUCCUCAAGUCACAUGGAUCCAGUGGGGGUAAAUUGGUGGGCAGCACUGCAGAACAGAUGCAGCGGCAGCACCAGGAGUGGAUAGAAGACCUGAUCAUCCGGCUGCUCUGUGUCUUCGCCCUGGACAGAUUUGGAGACUUUGUGUCUGAUGAGGUGGUUGCGCCAGUCAGGGAAACGUGUGCUCAGACACUCGGUGUUGCGCUUCGCUACAUGAAUGAAAGCGGCGUGUCCAUGACUGUAGAUGUUUUGCUGAAGCUGCUACAAGAAGACCAGUGGGAGGUCCGACACGGAGGCUUGCUCGGAAUCAAGUAUGCGCUGGCAGUCCGUCAGGACUUGAUCUCCGUAUUAUUACCGAGGCUGCUCCCAGCAAUAACGACGGGCCUGCAGGACCUUGACGAUGACGUUCGAGCUGUAGCUGCUGCAGCUCUCAUCCCAGUGGUGGAUGGGCUAGUGAAGCUUCUACCCAAUAAGGUCCCUUUCAUUGUGAACACACUGUGGGAUGCUCUUUUGGAUCUGGACGACCUCACCGCUUCCACAAACAGCAUCAUGACACUGUUGUCGUCUCUUCUCACUUAUCCACAAGUCCAGCAGUGCAGCAUGCAGGAGUCUCUGACAGUCCUGGUUCCUCGUGUGUGGCCCUUCUUGAGACACACCAUUUCUUCAGUGAGGCGAGCAGCACUGGAAACUCUGUUCACCUUGCUGUCUAAAGCCGACCAGAAGUGUGCGCAGUGGAUCAACCCGAUCCUGCAAGACAUGCUGAGGCACAUCUUCCAAUCCUGCAUACUUGAAAGUAAUGAGGAAAUACUUGAACUCAUCCAAAAGGUGUGGAUGGAGCUGUUGUCUCAGGCGCCGCAACAGUUCGUUGUAGCAGCCAGCUGUCCGUGGAUGGGCGCCUGGCUCUGUCUCAUGAUGCAGGCGUCACACAUUCCCAUCGACCUCAACAUGCUGCUGGAAGUGAAGACACGCUUCAAGGAUAAGGUGUCAGCAAAGGCACGUCAGGGCUCCAUCCAGGUGAAGGAAACGGUCCAGGAGUAUAUAGCAGGGGCAGAAACUGUGACGGAUGACCCAAUAACAAGGGACUAUGUGGUGGUUCGUGCUCGACUCAUGGCUGCUAAGUUGCUCGGGGCUCUGUGUCGCUGUAUUUGCGACCCUCAACUCAAUGCAGCGACUCAGGAGUUGAGGCCGGCUGAAUCUCUGGGACACCUGCUGCUCUUUCACCUCAACUCGAAGUCAGCUCUGCAGCGCAUUGCUGUGGCCUUGGUGCUUUGCGAGUGGGCUGCUCUCCAGAAGGACUGUCAGAUGGUCUCAUCCAUGGUCGAGCCACGUCUACUGGCUAUUCUGUCCGAGCAGCUGUACUAUGACGAGAUCGCCAUUCCUUUCACACGUAUGCAGAAUGAGUGCAAACAUCUCAUCGCCUUGCUAGCAGACGCCAACAUCGACCUUCGAGAUCGCCUCAACUGCAGCGUCUUCACCAUCGACCAAGCCAGUGAACUGGUGACCACCGUCUUCACCGAAACCACGGCCGGGCUGAAUGUAAAGACCAAACAGUUUCAAGCACUGGAGAGCAAGAGGCAGCAAGCUCAGUCCACGGUGACGGAGACCAGUGCGGAAUGGCAACAGCUGCAGCUCCGCGUCCACAUGUUCGCAGCCUGUGCCAUCAUCAACCUGCAGGUGCUUCCUGACAAGCUCAACCCUCUGAUCAGGCCUCUGAUGGAGACCCUGAAGCGCGAGGAGAACACCCUGAUUCAGGGCUACGCCGCCUCUUUUAUCGCAAAGCUGCUCCAGCAGUGUGCUCCGCGAACGCCGUGUCCUAACUCCAAGAUUAUCAAGAAUCUUUGUGCCUCUGCGUGCGUGGACUCGUCUGUCACUCCCUCUUCUGUUUGCCCAGUUCCUCCAACACAAGACCCCGUGAGAGGUAGCAGUGUGGAAAAAGACACUCAUCACAUGGUCAACCAGAAUCGAGGCAUCAUCACCCUCUACCGCCACCAAAAGGCUGCCUUUGCUAUUACAAGCAAGAGAGGCCCGGUCCCGAGAGCCCCCAAAGCCCCUUCCACUGAGCUUCCUCCUGGCAGCACCAUCAGCACAGACAACGACGAGACCAAGAAGCCGUUUCUGAUCCAGAGGAGAGGAGCUGAGUUUUCCUUGACCACGAUAGCGCGACACUUUGGUGCUGACCUCACAAAGUCUCUGCCGUAUCUUUGGGAGAACACGGUCGGACCAUUGAGGACUGUGGUGAAUGAAAAUCUAAUUAUGGAUCGACAGGUCCAAUUAGAGAGGGGAGACACCGCAGCUCAGGAACUGGUGAACUCACUACAAGUGCUGGAGAUCAUGGCUGGAGCCAUGGAUCGUGAACUCAAACCUUUGCUGCUGCAGCACCUCCCGCACCUCUUCACCUGCCUGCAGCAUCCGUACACAGCGGUGCGUCACAUGGCGGCACGCUGCGUUGGCGUGCUCAGCAAGAUCGCCACUCUGGAGACCAUGAGCAACUUCCUGGAGUGCGUUCUACCCUGGCUGGCUGCCAUUGACGACUGUACGAAGCAAGAGGGCGCCAUUGAGGCUUUGGCUUGUGUGAUGGAGCAGCUGGAAGUGGGCAUCGUCCCCUACAUCGUGCUGCUCGUGGUGCCAGUGUUGGGUCGGAUGAGCGACCCCAGCGACAGCAUCCGCUUCAUGGCCACGCAGUGUUUCGCCACUCUUAUCCGCCUGCUGCCGCUCGAGGCGGGUAUACCGGACCCCCCUGCCAUGUCCGCCGACCUCAUCCAGCAGAAGGCCAGAGAGCGCCACUUCCUGGAGCAGCUGCUGGAUGGAAGAAAGUUGGAGAACUAUAACAUUCCGGUUCCCAUUAAAGCAGAGCUGAGGAAGUACCAGCAGGAUGGAGUGAACUGGCUCUCCUUCCUGAACAAGUACAAGCUGCACGGCAUCCUGUGCGACGACAUGGGUCUCGGCAAGACGCUGCAGUCCAUCUGCAUCCUGGCAGGGGAUCACUACCUCCGGGCACAGGAGUACGCCAGGACGAAGGCGGCGGACUGCAGCCCCCUGCCCUCUCUGGUGGUCUGUCCGCCCACGCUGACCGGCCACUGGGUGGACGAGGUGGGCAAGUUCUGCUCCAGAGAGUACCUCAACCCACUCCACUACACUGGCCCGCCCACCGAGAGGAUGAGGUUGCAGCACCAGGUGAAGAAACACAAUCUGAUCGUGGCCUCCUAUGACGUCGUGAGGAACGACAUCGACUUUUUCAAGAAUAUUAAGUUCAACUACUGCAUCCUGGAUGAGGGCCACAUCAUCAAAAACGGGAAGACCAAACUCUCCAAAGCCAUCAAGCAGCUGGCUGCCAACUUCCGAGUCAUCCUGUCCGGAACGCCGAUUCAGAACAACGUCCUGGAGCUGUGGUCGCUCUUUGACUUCCUCAUGCCGGGGUUUCUGGGAACCGAGCGCCAGUUCGCUGCCCGUUACGGGAAGCCCAUCCUGGCGAGCAGAGACGCCAAAAGCUCCUCACGGGAACAGGAAGCAGGCGUUCUGGCCAUGGAGGCGCUCCAUCGUCAGGUGCUGCCCUUCCUCCUGAGGAGGAUGAAGGAGGACGUUCUGCAGGACCUUCCUCCUAAGAUCAUCCAGGACUACUACUGCAACCUCAGUCCUCUACAGGUUCAGCUGUAUGAGGACUUUGCCAAGUCCCGGGCGAAGGCCAGCCUGGAGGACAGCAUCUCUCACGCCUCCACUGAGGAAGAGAAGCCCAAACUGAAGGCGACCGGACACGUUUUCCAGGCGCUGCAGUAUCUGAGGAAGCUGUGCAACCACCCGAGCCUGGUGCUGACCCCUCAGCAUCCCGAAUACAGACGCAUCACUGAGCAGCUGGCGGGUCAGAGCUCCAACCUGCGGGACAUUCAGCACGCGCCGAAGCUCUCCGCUCUCAAGCAGCUGCUCCUGGACUGUGGUCUCGGGGGUGGCGCCGGCUCCGAAGGAGGGACGGAGGCGGUGGUGGCGCAGCACCGCGUGCUGAUCUUCUGCCAGCUGAAGAGCAUGCUGGAUAUUGUGGAGCACGACCUUCUGAAGCCCAAGCUGCCCAACGUCACCUAUCUGCGUCUGGACGGCAGCGUGCAGGCCGGCCUGCGCCACUCCAUCGUGUCCAGGUUCAACAACGACCCGUCCAUCGACGUGCUGCUGCUGACCACUCACGUCGGCGGCCUGGGGCUGAACCUGACUGGAGCGGACACGGUGGUGUUCGUGGAGCACGACUGGAACCCCAUGAGGGACCUGCAGGCCAUGGACCGAGCCCACAGGAUCGGACAGAAACGCGUGGUGAACGUGUACCGGCUGAUCACGCGUGGAACCCUGGAGGAGAAGAUCAUGGGCCUGCAGAAGUUCAAGAUGAGCAUCGCCAACACCAUCAUCAGCCAGGAGAACGCCAGCCUGCAGAGCAUGGGGACGGACCAGCUGCUCAACCUCUUCACCCUGGACAAGGAGGAGAAGAGCGAGAGGAGCGAACAGUCUCCGUCCACGUCCGGCAAGUCGUCCAUGAAGUCGGUGCUGGACGGCCUCGGGGAGCUCUGGGACCAGCAGCAGUACGACACCGAGUACAACCUGGACAGCUUCAUGCACUCCCUGCAAUAGCACCGCGUGGCCCUCGCUCCCUCCCCUCCCUCCGCAUCACUGACCAAGCUGGACCUGGUCAGAGCUCCUUUGUUUUGUUUUUUACCACGCUGACCUCCCAUUGAUCAUCAUGCCCCAAAGCAAUAAGUCGAGCCAAGAAGAGCGUUUCUGUUCACCUUGAGAUUUGUGGCUCAGUGCAGUCCAGGUGAUGAUGAUGAUGAUGAUGAUGAUGAUGAUAAUGCAACCCUGAUCACGUGCCAGACAACAGUGUUAUGGAUCUGCCCCCUCCUGCAAACGCAUUAUUUUCUGAGAGAAAGGGAAACCACGCUGCGUCAGUCACCGCUACUGGCCUCCAGAGGGCGCUAUACUGUUGCAGUGCCACGACACGAUUUCCUUAGUUUCAUCCUCCAGUUUCCUGCGUGGACCUGCGCUCCCUCCUCCCCCUCCUCCCCUCCUCCCCUCCUUCUCCUCCUCCUCCUCAGAUGGACAAACCUUUUGAAGCCUGCAGUUUUUCUGACACUCCCGAUGACAGGAAGUGACCCUCCCGGGACUGAAGCUCAAACUGGUACCACAAACUAGUCGCAAGUAUUUUAAAAUAAAUAAUAGAUGUGUACAUAUUUGUGUAAUUGCUUUUUCUUUUGUUAAUGAAGUGGAAUUGGAAUAAAUUCUGCAAACUUUG